Molecule: messenger RNA, 4494 nt
Organism: Aspergillus mulundensis
Lineage: Eukaryota; Fungi; Ascomycota; Eurotiomycetes; Eurotiales; Aspergillaceae
Exons: 1
Coding region: 1-4494 (1497 amino acids)
Source: RefSeq, a predicted model, not a curated record
AUGUCGCACAGGUCUGAUGGUGGCCGAAUACCUAGGUUGAGGGACCUUGGGCACCAAGCUCGAAACGCCUCAACGCCGGCGAUCGCCACUCAGUCCAGCGCUUAUGGUUCGGUGAAUCCAUCAUCGUCAGGGCCACAGAUUUCACGACCGUCAAUACGGCCAACAAAACCCCGACGGGCGGCCUCUAUGUCGGAAGCACAGGAGAACCGCCCAACCGUUGCACUGUCGAACCCCGUCCUUGAUCCUCGUCCGUACAUGCCGCCUCGCGCACCCACUCAUCCGCCGGAUUCUCAGUCCACGUUAGACCGGCACGUGCGCCGAGCCCUGCAUACUCCUGUCGUGUCCCAGACUCCUAUCGACAAUCGCCCGCCAGUCCAAGCUCGGCCACGGAAUGUUUUACGGAGGAAAGCGCCUACAAUAGGUCAGCACAACGCCAAUAGCAAGCUCCAGACGGAGUCUAUGAGGCCCAGUGGGUUAAAUGUGAUUAUCCCGAGUAAUGCUGCUCUAGAUCGCUACCAACCUAGUUCGUCUGAAUCAUCCAGUCGGACAGAAUUAGCCAGGAAAACUCCGUCACCAAUGGUUUCCCCGGAUCAGGCUACAGCUUCCUCCGCGGAGCAGCAGGUACACAACGGCCCUAAAGAGCUAGCAAGCCUUCGAACCACGAUCAAUACGCAGAAUCUUCCUCCGUUCACUCCCAUAUUUCCGUCAGCCAGCACGCCGUCGACAAGAUACUCUGGAUCCCCUGGAGUAUGGAGCAGGACAUCCGCGUCCACUCCCGCUUCGCUGUCGUCAUGUUCGCCUGGGAUUACUCAACCUAUGAAGAUUGGAACUCGACUAAGACAACCGAGUCCUUCACAAACAAGACUACCAGUCUUCUCACCAAAUACGCAGAAACCUGGACUUCCUAGCAGUCCAGCAGCUGGAAAGUCACCUCAUCUGGCCCAAGGAUAUGGAUCCGCUACGUCAUUACUCAGCGGUAGCCGCGAGGACUCCAUGGACAGGCCUGAUACUGCGAAGUCUCCGCCUUCAGUACCUAGUCAAUUGCCCAGAAGGACAUCCAUGCAGUCUAGUAUUCCGAGGCAGACCAGGAGAGCCUCUGAAGCCUCUAUGACGGAGAAGACCGCGGCCGAAAUACACCCUGGCUCAGCUGGUACCGUUGGAGCCCGGACCGUGCCUAGACCGUCAGUCAAGAUUCCUGUUAGGCCAAGUAGGGAAGGGACCGAUCAAUUGGAAGUAGAGCCUUCUCCCGUCGUCCAAACUAACAUACCGCCCCGCGCGAUAAAAGGUCAUAAGCGGCGCAUAUCCGCAGAAAGCUCCGCAGGACUGGCUGCCAAUCCAUCGGCAGCUACGUCUGUUGACUCCCUCAACUCUUUUGCCUCUGCCCGAGUCCGCAGUCCAGCCUCGCCAGAAUUAGCACGCAAUCCACCGAAAACAUUGAUCAAAACGCCGAAGUUAUCGUCUGCGGACUUCAGCCCUGAAAGAACUCGAAGGUUCGGACUUUUCCCCAAGAAAUCGAAACCCGAACUGGGUGCCCGUCAAAUCGAGAGUCGACCUGCGCGUAAGGGUCCCGCCGCUGGAACGGGGCAUGAAGGUUACGGAAAAUAUGCUCAGCGCGGGCGCAAGCCCAGUAUUAGCAGUCCUAGUGACUCAAGAGCAAGGUCAACGAGCACGACCAAGUCGGUUUCGAGCAAGGCUAGUAACAGAAGCCGGGCGGACACGGAACUUGACGAUUUCCUUUUGGCGCGCCUGGAGCCGGUGUAUCUUAACGGCGGUGGUAUGGACGGCGCAACUCUGUCGCGGACUCAAAGUGAGCAAAGCACAAGCACUUUCAGCACCAAGUCUGCGCCUGGCCCUGUCCACGGACAGACUGCACCCGCUGGAUUCAGGUACGAAUCGUCAACGGCUUCCAAAAGCACAAGUGUGUUCAAUGACUCUCACCGUAGAGAUCUUUCUAGCCCGGCUACCAUCUCCGCAUCCAACAGCCGCACCAUGGUCCCAACCCUAACUAAGCCUGAGAAACUGAAGGCCCGCCCAGAUGCCCGGCCUACUCGCACUCCAUCACAACGGAAGGACUCUGAUGCUUCUACAAACAAUGCCGCAGAAAUGAAGAAGCCCUCCAAACGUGGACUCAAUAUGAAGUGGCGAUUUUUCCAAAGAGAUUCCGAGUCUGCGGUUCCUGGUCAGAAGAACAAGACCGCUGCAUCCCAACUGCCUGCCCAAGUCGCUACAAUUGGAAGUCGCCGACCUCCCGCUCACUAUGCUUUAGUCGAUACUGAUUCUGACCCUUUGGAGGAGAUAUUUCACAAGCUCGAAGACUCGCCACCCACGGAGGAAACGGAAGACGAAGACACGCCCCCUGUCGAAGUGCCUGAAGGUCUGAAGAUUAGGAAACCCUCCAUUCUACUUCCGUCCCCGCCGAAACUACAUACCGAAUUCCUCAUGAAACGACCAGCUCAUGUGAUUGCCCGUCCAAAGGAACCCACUCAACAAGAACCUAUUGCACCCAAGCAGGAAAUCACUCCAGAAAUGCGCCCAAGUCGAUUAGCAUCAGUGGGACGGAUUCCGCGCGUUGUUUCCAGGCGAGACCGACAGCACAAACCAGCCUUUCAGUCCUUUUCCAGACCAUUUAGUGUGGCUGAGUCCCCGUCGCUAACUAUUUCAGCCUCUGGCCAAUUGCACAGUUUCUCCAGCCCCGACAGGAACAUACAUGGCCCAGCUCCCGAGUCGCUUCGGAAAGCUGGGAAUAUGGGAUUUGAUCUGACCUCGCCUUUCCGUGACCCUAUGAAAGGGAGUGUGUUGGACUUUCUUGCAGGCCCUUACUCGAGGAAUGAGUUCUUAGCAUUCUCACCUCCUCGAAAGGACUCGAUAUUCUCAACAUCAAGCGAAUCGGAGAGCCUUGCCGCCAUCACUGCCGUGGUUCCUAGACCCGGGAGCGAUCUUAUGGAAGACGAGAUUUGGGGUGAGUACGACGAAUUCAUUGACCACGUUCUCUCACCAGAGACUCCCAACGUUCCAUUCCCUCGAGCACUAGAAACUCAAGAGAAGUUUGAGUUGGCGGCAAGGGCAAGCCGUGCUCUUCAAGCUGGGCUCAACAGCAAGCUCUCUGUUACGACAUCGCCUCAACAGCCAACGGUUUCCCUGACUCCAGCCUCACCUGAAGGCAGCGUCAACUCUAUACAUCUCCGCCGUUCUAAGAUUGCCAAUGCACUUCACUCAUCCCUUAGCCCAACUUCCCAGCCGUCAGUGAGCGAUAUGAUGGCUCGUUAUCGUGAUCAUGGCACACAGAACAAUGAUUACAACAUGGCUAUGCCCGCACCUGCGAUCACUGUUGAGCAGCCACAGUCACUUCUUAGCUCACCGAGUUUGGACCCAUCGCCGAGCUUUGAGAACUGUCGCCAGCGAAACACUAUCCUUUUUGAUAUCGCCGAGCGCGACCGCGAAGGUCCAACGGCCCAGACAAAUAUUCGAUCGGGAUCUCUAAUGACCAGCCGCUGGUUAUCUUUCGGGCGAGUUCUUUUCAGCCCAGCGCACAAUCAUGUUAGAGAAGGAGAGCAUGCUAGGAUCCUAGUAGUGGAUGGACUCGCAAACGAUGACUGGUCGUUCUACUGUGCGUUGACAUACCCAAACUCUGACGUCUAUUGCCUCCACGAAGGACCUAGCCCGACAGUUUCAACGCAUCCCGCAGCCUGGCAACCGCCGUCAAACCAUCAUACAAUCCACCACGCCAGUCUGGAGGAUCCCGUACCAUUUCCUAAGGGCUUUUUCGCCGCGACUGUCCUACGAUUUCCGGCCGCUUGCUCCGAGCGCGCCCAGAACAAUAUCAUCUCGGAAUGCAGAAGGGUUCUGCGUCCAGGUGGUUACCUCGAAAUGAGCAUUCUGGACCAUGAUAUGGUGAACAUGGGCGUCCGCACUCGCCGAGCCGUCAGAAAGCUCAAGGAAACAAUGUACCUUUCGGACGCCAGUAUUAGCCUUAAGCCGGCCAGCGACAAUAUCCAGAAACUAAUCGGUCGCCACGGCUUCGAUGGCCUGCGGCGCUGCAUGGUUCGCAUCCCCGUCGCGGGCAUGAUCGUCCGGUCCUCCGCCUCUUCGUCCUCCACAGCCUCUUCCAACCCAUCCACCCUAACAACCGCCGUCAUUACAUCCUCCACAGCGCUCUCUGCUACAUCCGGCUCUUCUCCGGGCCAACGCUCCAACACAAACACGCACGAGAAAUCGUCCUCAAACGAUACCGUUCUCUCUCUUGGGGAUCUCCUUUCCGACCCUUCGCCCUCCCCGUCUAAUGACGAGUCCAUCCGGAAGAUUGUUGCUCGCGUUGGACGCUGGUGGUACACACGCUGCUAUGAGAGCCCUGUGCUUCCGAACGGUGAUGUCGACCGCAGUCUCUGGGCCGACAAGAAGGUCCUUCGCGAGUGUCAGCAACGAGGAACGGGGUUCAAGUUGCUGAUCGCGUAUACUCAGAAGCCGAGCGAGAAGCGCCGCACAGCAAGUGUGUGA